Hyaloscypha bicolor E is the source of this 1122-nucleotide messenger RNA. RefSeq names its product lysosomal L-cystine transporter-like protein. Lineage: Eukaryota; Fungi; Ascomycota; Leotiomycetes; Helotiales; Hyaloscyphaceae. The transcript has 2 exons. Gene Ontology annotation, biological process: L-cystine transport. The coding region runs from base 206 to 1057 and encodes 283 amino acids. Gene Ontology annotation, molecular function: L-cystine transmembrane transporter activity. The record is from RefSeq and is a predicted model, not a curated record. Gene Ontology annotation, cellular component: vacuolar membrane; fungal-type vacuole.
CUCACACGACCUCACACAACCUCACACAACCUCUCUUUCCCCUUCUUCGCCGUUGUACAACAUUGAUGCAGUAACAGAUGAGCAGCCAGAUUUCCCCAAGAGGCCACCCAGCUUACAGAAGAAGCUAAUGAGCCAGCUGUACUGAAUAAACACGCCAAGUUUUCCUCAGCCUGGGUUUCUACUACUAACAACAACACUGCCAACUAUGGCAGCAUCCUUCCUCACCAUCGUCUCCCGGCUCUUUGGCUGGAUUUACUUCUUCUGCUGGUCCUUCUCAUUCUACCCGCAAGCCAUCCUCAACUUCCGCCGCAAGUCCACCUCCGGCACCACUAUCGACUUCAUCGCGAUCAACGUCCACGGCUUCAUCGCAUACUUCACCUCGAACGCGGCGUUCCUCUUCUCAUCGGAGAUCCGCCGGCAAUACGCUCUGCGGAAUCACGGCCUCACCCCCACAGUCCAGAUAAACGACCUUGCAUUUGCUGCGCAUGCUAUUGUGCUGACUACUAUUACGUGGACCCAGUAUAUGUUUCCUGCUGCAUGGGGCUUUGAUAAGAGGGGAAAGGGCGAGCACGGGGCGAGGAUGAGCAGCUGGAUUAAAGGAAUAAUCGUUGGCGGCUUGGUGGGGGUCGGAGUUACGGCUCUGAAUGUGUCUGCGAGGAACGAUGAGGAUCCGAAGAAUGGCUGGGCAUGGAUCGACGUCAUAUAUGCUGUCUCGUACGUCAAGGUGGUCAUAACGCUCGUGAAAUACCUGCCCCAAGUUAUCACGAACUAUCGAAAUCAAUCAACGCGGGGAUGGUCGAUCCUACAGAUACUUCUCGACUUCGUGGGAGGGAUACUUUCCGUCAGCCAGCUGUUUAUAGACAGUUACUUACAGGGGGAUUGGUCUGGAGUUACUGGGAACCCGGUCAAGUUGGCCUUGGGGAACUUCAGCAUGUUCUUCGAUCUCAUUUUUAUAGCCCAGCAUUAUUACUUAUAUAGACGGGAUAGGAAGUCCUUCGGCAGUAUGGAAGAUGAUCCGUUGCUUGAUGAUGAUUCGAGGCUGGAUAGGAUUGAUUAGACACAGGCCGCAUUGAAUAAUAGCUUUGUGAUAAAGGAUUCUGGUUGCAAGUUGCACCUGUGGAC